Molecule: messenger RNA, 432 nt
Organism: Notodromas monacha
Lineage: Eukaryota; Metazoa; Arthropoda; Ostracoda; Podocopida; Cyprididae
Source: the annotation of a GenBank genome assembly
AUGUCGGGAUUAUCGGACGAAGACAACGGCGAUUGUGUGACGUGGGAUUCCAAAUUACCCGGGGGGAAGCUAGGCGGUGAUUCGUCGGCCCGUUCGAGCAGCCCGAAAACCCAGAUGGAGGAAGAGAAGCGGAUGCGACGCGUAAUAGCGAACUCCAACGAACGACGUCGGAUGCAAAGCAUCAACAAUGGGUUCAAUUCGUUGCGAAACUUGCUGCCGCAUCAGGAAGGCGAGAAGUUGUCGAAGUUUUCUUUUCUUCCCGGGCAUGGGAAAACCCGUUCUUCCUGUUUUCUCCUCGAUUGUUCCGCUGCCCGAGGUCGUCAUGGUAACCGGUCGCCUAAGAGCUCGUUCUACGCGUGUCAUGUGGGCGCGUGCUGCUUCAUCGUCACCUUGUGUUUAGUACGGCCACCCGUCUGGGGUCCCGCUGGCUGA